CUCAGACUACAGGGGUUCUUAUUAUCAUAGCUAGGAAUUGAAAGUUCGAGUUCGAGAUGCCUGUUCGAUAUUCCCAAGGAGGUGAACACCACGACAGAGAUGAAUAUUCUUUCUACACACGAGACCAUGGAUCACGUGAUUUUGCACGGUCACGAAGAUUCGGCGGAGAAGAUGCAGAAGAAGGUCGAACGAUGUCGCUAGUAAGCUCUCCUUUGCAAGUUCCACUUGUUGGGAGAAGAAGCGUAUCCCCCUCACAUAGAAGCAGUCAAGCUCCACAACAACAACAAUUUAAAUUCAACAAUGCCGACGACGACGAAAUUGAAGAAGAAAUUAAGCAUAUGCAGGAGAGACGUAGACAAUCCGUAGAAAACCGUCGCAGACUUGACCUCAAAACAUACGACGAUUAUGACUUUGAUGAGCCAUUGGAACCGUUAGUACCGACAUAUCAACCUCGUAUUGGAAGAUCUGGUCUCAGAUCAAAUGAUAUCAGAUACGGUUCGCCUUCACCCAGAGGACCCAGACGACAACAAAGACCGCAGAUGGAUGAUUACAAUGAAACAUACGAUGACGUAGAUAUAGAAACAUCUCGUCAACAUCAACAGCGCUCUGUUCGCCAUCAGCAAUAUGAAGAUGAGCCGCGCCGUCAGCCUUCAAGACAACAAAAACAAGAUGAGGAAUUGCAGUCCAUACUCAACUGGAGAAAACGAUCACAGGAGCCUCUAGUUCAUACCGACUUUGGAUACGCUGUACCUCCGAUGAGAAAGCGAGGAGACCCUGGCAUGGCUGAAGAAGACGAAAACAUCCGAUCAGUGGCCGGAUACAUUGCAAAAAGAAAACAGUUUGCCGUCGAAGACGAUGAUGAAAUGCAAUACUACAAGAACCCUAACUAUCAAUACCGCUACCGAGGAAUUGAACGUCCACUUGUUAUCACCGACAGGGAUGUCGAAGAAAGUCUGGAGCGAGGAAAACUAGACAAAGCUCCAAUGUUUGAUAUGAAACUGAGAUCACAUGUAGUGUGGGAAAAGAUGAACGUCAAAUUUACCUGCACAGUGCGUGGAAGUCCCACACCCCGAGUCACAUGGUACAAAGACAUGGUGCCACUCGAGCCAUCGCUGUGUAGUCCAGGAAAAUUUAAAAUAUCAAACCAGUUUGGAUUACACACUCUAGAGAUCUGCAGGGCUUCAAUCGAAGACUCUGGUACCUACCGGGUAUCAAUGCAAAACCGAAAAGGAGAAAUUUCAAGUUAUGCUACAUUGGUAGUACGACGAUACGACGGAGGCAGAAUAGGAGUCGUCGAUUUUAAAUCCGGAUACAACUUGAAGAAACCGACAGAUUAUCCAGACGUAGAAGGGCUCAAUAUACCUGGUUACCCCCGAUUCGUUGUUCCAUUGUACGGGAAGACAGUGCAAGAACGUGAAGCAAUGAUUAUUACUUGUGAAGUUGACGGAUCUCCCGACCCAGAAGUAUUUUGGACUCUGAAUGGAAGAACUAUUGAAGAAACUUUGUCACAUAUUCAGUCUUCAUUUGAUGGAAAACAAGCAACAUUAACGAUAUUAAAAGUUCACACUGACGACGAAGGAGAAUAUUGCUGUCGCGCUUUCAAUUCAAGUGGUGCAGCCACUUCACGAUGUUACGUUAGAGUUCAGGGUUCGGAUGCCCCGCCUUCAGCGCCAUCAUGUGUCGAGAUAUCGGAAGCAACCCGUGAUUACGUCAUGUUGUCAUGGAAAGGCCCUGGUUACGUAGGACAUUUUGGUGGAGCACCAAUUGAAGGAUACAUAAUAGAAACAGCUGAAGCAGGAUCUAGUAUUUGGAAACCGUGGAAUAAGACACCAGUAAGACUUACAAAGACACCAAUAACUGGCUUAGGAGAAGGGAGAGUGUAUUUCCUCCGUGUCCGAGCCGUCACUAGAUGGGGUACCAGUGCAGCAUCUCUACCUUCUGCCGCGGUUGCUAUUAGAGAUGCCGGAUCCCCAAGAUUACAACAAGAAUUUGAAGAUCCUUCUAGUCUUCUUCCUCCCGAAACAGACGAAAUAUCAGUAGAAGAAGAGGACGGAAAUGAGUUGCCAGGAAUCCCAACCAAAAUUACAGCUACUUUAUCUCCUGUCGGAGACGUCGUAAAUAUUGGAUGGGCAGCGCCUGAGUGUGGUGAAGAAUGCGAUGUCGAAGGAUACCUGAUUGAAUGCAGCGAGUCAGAGGGUGAGGAAUGGAAAACUGUGACUAGCCAACCAUUGCAAACCACUGACCCAUAUCCGGUAACAGGGCUUGCUCCAGGAAAAAGUUACAAAUUCCGAGUAUUUUCCGUAAAUUCUGUCGGUUGUAGCGAGCCCAGCGAAUGCUCUACUGUCGUUGAAAUUGCAAAUCCGUCCCAAGAGUCAUCAACAGAACCAUGUGUUGCUGAUAUUGAAGACAUUAAAAAACCAACCGAAGAUUGCAGAGAUUCUUGUGAAAAUGCCGAACAAUGUAGUAAUAAGUCACAAGAAGAAAUAGGAGCCUGCGCUGCAAUGCCAAAUGAUGAUGGCAAAACUGAUGUCAAACAGCAGAGCGAGGUUGAGAACAGUACAGACAUUAUCAAAGAAAAUGGAGGGGCUGAUGCUGUGGUGAAGCCAAAAAGCGCUGUGGUUAGAAGUAAACUUCCAAGUGCUCCAGUGGAUGUCAAAGGAUUAACUGCAACCCGAGAAUACAUCACUGUUGGUUGGACCCCACCAUUCAAAACAGCAGGAGAAGAUCCGAUGUAUUACAUUGAAAUGAAGAUGGUUGGAUCUGAGGGAUGGAAGAUUUGUAAUCAAUCACCAAUCACUCUGACACAUUAUCCAGUAUCAGGCGUGAAGAGCGACCAAUCUUACGUAUUCCGAGUGCGAGCUGUCACUUCAAGAGGAACAAGUCAUUUCUCAGAAGAAAGUGAACCAAUCAUUGCAACUGAUGGAAUAAAUCCACCAAAUUGGUGGGGUGGAGUUCAGGGACUAAUCAGAGUUGCAGAUGAGAAAGGAAGACCAUGUGUCACUAAAAAUUCCGUUAAAAUAUGCUGGGAUCCUCCAACUACUGAUGGUGGUUCGUCCGUUACCGGAUACUUUUUAGAAUAUCGCCCUGCUGGUGGCAAAUUCCGUCCUGUAAACAACAAGCCUUUGAAUCAGAGGCAUUUCACUGUGGAUGGAUUGAACACUGGAGAAGAAUUCGAGUUCAGAGUUAGAGCGUGCAAUAUUGCUGGAAGCGGUGAUUGGAAAAUGCUUCCAGGACGUGUAUUGGUGAAAGAUCCAGAGCCUCCCACUUAUCCUAGCAAUCUCCUCAUAACGGCGAUGGACGUGGAAUCAGUUUCGUUGAAAUGGAAAGCACCAGAAUGCAAGGGCGACGCAGAAAUGAUUGGAUAUGUCGUUGAAAGAUGCAAAGAAGGAAGCGACAUCUGGAUCCCUUGUAAUAAAAUGCCGGAGGAAAUCAGAGAUGAAAAGUACAAAGUAGAUGGAUUAGUCACAGGACAAACUUAUUUCUUCCGCGUGAGCGCUGUAAACAAAGUUGGAACCGGAAAACCAUCGCUUAUGUCGUGCUUCGUAACUCCUGGAGAAGACUGGGAAUUAGUUGUUGUUCGUCAAAAUGCAAUGUUAGAAAUGAGACGGAAAAAGCAGGAAGAAGAAUUGGCGAAGAAACGUGCAUUGGAGGAAGAAGAAAGACGACAAGCGUUUGUAAGCGGCAUUGAAGAAAACAAAGUUGACUCCGGGACAAGAGCAUUCUUUGAAUGCAUCGUCAAAGAUCCGCAUACACAAGUAAAAUGGUGCCUUGGAAAUAACAAAGAGGUAAUCGUUGAACCAGAAGGAAAAUAUGACAUAGUUCACGUCGGAAUCAAACGAUCUUUGGCGAUAAAUAAUUGUCAGAUAUCUGACAUACAACUUGUGCACUGUGUUGCUUUGUAUAAUGACUGCGCUACAUCUGCUUAUUGUAUCGUUGAUGGAAUGGUUCCGGUUGUCUUUGUUGAAUGUCCGGAAGAUAUUUACAUCAAUAGAGGAGAAACUGCUUCUUUCUCAUGCACACUAACACGAGAUGACGCCAAGGUGACGUGGUUGAAGAACGGUGUGGAAAUUUCUGAAUCAGAUGAAAGAUACGAAAUAAUAAGCGAAGGAAACAAGAGAAAUCUUGUUCUGAAGAAUUGUGCUGUAAAUGAUGUUGCAUCCUACACAGUUGCAGGAUUUGGUGGUAGUUUCACCGCCCAUUUGGUUGUUGACGGAGUUCUUCCAGCUCAAUUCACUAAUUCGGUUCACGGAGGAGACUACGGUCACGAAGAAGAGGAGGCUGAAUUCGACUGUGUUAUACUUCCAUCUGCCUUGUAUAAAGAUGGAAAAGAGCCAGAAUGUGCUUGGUAUCACAAUGGUGAACGCGUGGAGGAAGGCGAUGAUAAGUAUGAGAUAAUAAAAGAUGGCAACAGAAGAAUUCUUAAGAUUCUUAACCUAAACUACGAAGACAGUGGUGAAAUCAUUUGCAAAUGUGGAGGAGAUGAAACAAGAUGUGAAAUAGAUGUUGAGAGACCACCACCUCCCCCUCCUAAGGCACCAGUACUGCAGGCAGAAGAUGCAGCAAUCAACUUUUUGCAAGGCCUGCGAUCGGAAGCACUUCCUGGAAGCAUUCGAUUAUAUUGUUUAGUUGCAAAACUUCGCGAUGAUGUCAAAAUAUUUUGGUACAAGGAUGAUGUAGAAAUUGACACUAAGGAAAAACAAUAUUCUUGUGUCAUUGAUCGAGAAUCGGGACUUGUAUCUCUUGUUUUCAAUCAUCCAACGCCAGAUUAUUCACACGGAACCUACACUUGCGAAUUCAUCACUAUUCAUUCAACAUUUGAUACCAAAGUAAACUUCAACUUUGGCGAUGGAGAAUACGAUCAUGUCUACAAGGAUGCCAUAAAACUGAAGGAAGACGAAGAACGAGAAAAACAACAACGUUUAGAAGAAAGAAAGAAAAAGAGAGCAGAGUUGAGAAAGAAACGUGAAGAAGGAGAAAAGAAAGCCAACGAAAAUGGAACUCCUGUAAAGACAAAGCCUACACCAAAACAAGCUGUAGGAGUUGCAAUGACUUCAGACGGAAUCACAUACGAUGUAGACCAAGAUGCACAUUUAGUUUUGCAAGCUGAAGUAACUGGAAUGGAUUCUGGAGCCAAUAUAACAUGGAUGAAGAAUAGUGUUGUUAUAAUCGGGGACAGAUUUGAUAUGACUCUUACCGAUAACCAAGUCAAAUUACUGAUAAAGGAUCCUACUGAAGACGAUGCCGGUACAUACACUUGUAAAAUUAAAACAAAAACGAGUUCAACAGAGAUGAGUGCUGAUGUAACAGGAAAAGUUUUCAAAGAGCUCCUCGCUAAAAGUAACAAAAUUCGACAAAUAUCUUCAAUCGAAGAAGAUGGAGUUCAAGAACGAGUUAAUGACGUCAUCGACGAGGUCACGGAAAAUUUUGAUGACGGAGGACUUGCCCUAAUGAAGGAAGAAAAAAAUAUUAAUGACACAACAGAAAUACAAAUAGACGAGGAAGUUCAAACAACUGAAGAAAUAGCUAUACAAAAGACACCUGAUGAUAAUCCAACUGAAGAACCAAUAACAGAAGAUGAUGGAACUGACAAAAAAGCUGAAGAAGAGACAAUCACUGAACAAUAACAAUAUGGACUGCAUUUGUUACCAAUAUGUAAAAAGACCACCAACGAAUGCAAUUUUCUAAGAAUUCAAACAUAGUUUAAUCUAUUUUUGUGAAAUACUAGAAGCUAUAGUUUUCACAAGAAGAUUAUAUCCUUUUAAGAUAUAAUACAUUAUAUGAAUAUACUUUUAUCAUAUAUUAUAUUACCUGAAAGACAAUGAAUGAUGUAUGAAAGUAAGAAAUGAAAUUGCCACCACGAUGUGAAAAAUGUCGAUCAGAAAUGCACUUUUCAUGAAUUCAAAAAAUAUUACUAUAAUGUUGCUUAACUGUAUUUUCAAAAAACUUUAUACGUUUUUUGCAAUUUAAUGUAUCACCUAGAUAUAUGUGCUCAAUUAUCUUUAUAAUGACAUGGAGCAAUUUCAUUGUUAAUUUAUGUCUUAUUGUAUAUCUUUCUUAGUCGACUUCUGGCUUCUUCAAUAUUUAGCUUUGUCACGGUGAACAACUUCACUGCAUAAGACAUUAUAUAGGACUUAUAUGAUUCCUAUAUCAACAUAAUAUAAUGUAUUGAUUACGUAAACACAGGUAGUAACAAUUUACUGACUACUGAUUAUUCCACUGUUUUGCGCAUGAUGCUUCACAGCACUUACUGGGUAUUCUAGUUGUGUGGUUCUAAUAUUAUAAAAUACCUUAGUCAAUGCAAUCUAGAGAAAGGAUGGUUUCUGAUAAAAUGAGAAAUAUUCUUAUUUACUUUUUAUGCACUUUUUAUAUUAUAUUGUCACCAAUAAAUUUGUAAAUAUUGUA
This is a messenger RNA of Styela clava, 6402 nucleotides long. RefSeq names its product myomesin-1-like. The record is from RefSeq and is a predicted model, not a curated record. Gene Ontology annotation, cellular component: M band. Lineage: Eukaryota; Metazoa; Chordata; Ascidiacea; Stolidobranchia; Styelidae. Gene Ontology annotation, molecular function: protein binding. Gene Ontology annotation, biological process: sarcomere organization.